AUGAUUGGUACAGCUUACCCUUUUGCCCUUUCUGGCUCGGAGGAUGUCUCUCUGCCACUCUUGGGAUUACCAACCUUUUCUAGGCAGCCCAGACACAAAACAAAUCUGACAUUAACCUGGUCCUUGCCUCCUUUCCCUUACGUCAAGCUCAAAGUGGACGGCUCCUCGCUUGGGAACCCAGGCAUUUCGGGAGUGGGAGGCAUCAUUCGAGGCCACCAUGGCCAGGUAAAGGGGGCUUUCUCCUCCUUCUACGGGUUUCACACAAAUAUGGAAGCAGAGGCUAUGGCACUCUUGGAGGGCCUUUGGCAUUGCAAAACCUUGGGAUCGACAAAAGUGAUUGUGCAAAUGGAUUCUCAGCAAGUGCUCAACUCAGUAAACCACACCUCACCUUCACCAUGGAGGAUUGACGGUGUCUUAAGGCAAAUACGACUUGAGUUAGCCACGGCUGAUUUGGCUACAGGGAGAUCAAUUCAGCAGCUGACGAACUCGCAAAGCACACGGCUAAUACCAGGCAAUCUGCCACGUAUGAUGCAGCAACGCUCCCAAAAGGCGUAA
Coffea eugenioides is the source of this 555-nucleotide messenger RNA. Its product is annotated as ribonuclease H-like. The record is from RefSeq and is a predicted model, not a curated record. Gene Ontology annotation, molecular function: RNA-DNA hybrid ribonuclease activity; nucleic acid binding. Bases 1 to 555 code for a protein of 184 amino acids. Lineage: Eukaryota; Viridiplantae; Streptophyta; Magnoliopsida; Gentianales; Rubiaceae. The transcript has a single exon.